UGGAAUCGAUCUCAAUUUCACAUAAGGUUUUCUCUGAUACUCCAUUUCCCAAAUGAGAUGUUAAAACGAAUCAUUAUCUAUACAAAUCUCCUAUUUCUGCCAAUUUGUGCAUUAUUCUCACAUUCACAAUGCAUAACCUCUGAUCUAGGAGGUAUGCUUCAGAUUCAUUAAAUAAAGAGUCUUCUUCUCUUUUAUUGUAGUUUGCUCUUAUUGAAGAUACUUUCCAAUCGGUUUUUCUUCGUCAGGAAUAUAUCUGUUGUAUGAAAAUCUAUUUUGGUUGGGAAAUGUUGAGUUCAUAUACUCUGUGAAUGGCAUUGUCUGAUUCGAGCAUUGUUUCUUGUUUGGUUAAUUUAGUUCAUAGGGAUUAUUUUCCUACGCCAAAUUAACUCUGCGUGGCUAAGCUCUUGGUUAAUAAGUUAUUCGAGAAGAGUGAUUGGUUAAGGGCUAAUUUGGAUGAAUGUUUAAUUGAGGAAGCUGAGCUUCUCCUGAUUGGAUUGUAAAAGUAUAUUUCGAUUAAAUGUGAUGAUGAUGGUGGUGCUUCCCAAUGAGAAGAUGAAUAGUUUCAGUAGGAGUCUUUCCUCUAAAGUUAAACAAAGGGCUGCAUAUGUUUCACGGGUUUUUCGUGCUUUGGUUAUUAUUGGAUCACUAGUUUGUUUCAUGUUGGCCAUUGGUUGCGGAUACAUGUAUGUUCUGCCAAAUAUUGCACAUGCUUUACAUGAUCGUGAGUACGGAUUCUCCAUAGAUGCUUGUGAUGUAUUUGACGGAAAAUGGGUGAUGGAUGACCGCUACCCCUUGUAUAACGUCUCAGAGUGCCCUUUUGUAGAGCAAGGAUUCAAUUGCUUAGCUAAUGGUAGAGUGGAUGACGAUUAUCUCAAGUGGAGGUGGAAGCCAAAACACUGUGACAUUCCAAGAGUUAACGUGCAGCUCACUUUGGAGAUACUCCGAAAUAAGAGAGUUGUUUUUGUUGGUGACUCUAUGAGUAGAACUCAGUGGGAAUCUCUGAUAUGUUUGCUAAUGUCUGGAUUGGAAGACAAGGAAAGUGUUUAUGAAGUCAAUGACAACAUCAUAACAAAGCAAGUUAGGUAUUUAGGUGUACGGUUCAGUUCUUUCAACUUCACCAUUGAGUUUUAUCGAUCAGUUUUCCUUGUGCAACACAAUUGGGCACCAAGAAAUGCACCAAAGAAUGUUAGAUCAGCAUUGUUGCUGGACAAAUUAGAUGAUAUCAGUAAAGAGUGGAUCAACUCAGAUGUUCUGGUUUUUAACUCUGGUCAGUGGUGGGUUCCUGGGAAGCUUUUUGGGACGGGGUGCUAUUUUCAGGUUGGUGAAUCACUUAAACUUGAAAUGACAAUUGGUACGGCCUUCCGAACAGCAUUGCAGACUUGGUCAUCUUGGGUGGACAGUAUGAUUAACCCAGAAAAGACACAAAUCUUCUUCCGAACUUUUGAACCGUCUCACUGGAGGAAUCUUACUCUGCGGCAAUGCAAUGUGAGUAAGUUACCUCUUCCAGAUAGCGUAGGAAAGGAUUUAAGUCCAUUCUCUGAUGCGGUGUUUGAGGUUGUGAAUGGUAUGGUCGCACCUGUGACUGUUCUUCAUGUAACUCCCAUGUCAGCAUUCCGAAGUGAUGCACACGUGGGGACGUGGAGUGACCGACCAUCUCUAUCUGAUUGUAGCCACUGGUGUCUACCCGGAGUACCUGACAUAUGGAAUGAAAUACUCAUUGCUUAUAUGUUUGGUAAAGUAAAAGCACAUGAUGUUUGAGUUGCGAUGAACAGGGCAAUUAUAAAGAGUUAUAUUAUAUACUCCAUACAAGACAAAGGUCUUGUAACUUUGCCUCAUUGAGAGGGAGAGCCAGAGCGAGGGAGAAAUAAAUCAAAUGAGUAUGUUGGACAAAACCGAGAACUUCUUUCCCUUGUAGUGUUGUUAGCAAGUGUUCCCAUUUUGGUUCAUUUUGGCCAUUUAACUUGAUUUAGUUGUAGUACUAGUUUGUUACAAAUUACCAAUUUGAAAUUACCAAUUUGAAAUUAAAAGCAUACAACUUUAGCA
This is a messenger RNA of Salvia hispanica, 2043 nucleotides long. Its product is annotated as protein trichome berefringence-like 7. The record is from RefSeq and is a predicted model, not a curated record. Gene Ontology annotation, cellular component: Golgi apparatus. NCBI's taxonomy places the organism in Eukaryota, Viridiplantae, Streptophyta, Magnoliopsida, Lamiales, Lamiaceae. Gene Ontology annotation, molecular function: O-acetyltransferase activity.